AUGCCAAAAAGGGAACUCGAGAUUGAGGAUGACCAAGAACGCGUAUCGAGUUCAGAGAAGAGGAGGAAGAAGGAUGAUUGUAGUAACGUGCGGACUCCUCUGCGGAAGUUGAAGCCUGAUGACUACACUGUCGGGUGGAUAUGUGCCAUAAAAGUAGAGUAUGUUGCCGCGCAAGAAUUCCUCGACGAAGAGCAUGAGGGACCGGACUAUGUGUCCCCUCAUGACAACAACAAUUACACAUUGGGCAGCGUCGGGAAGCACAACGUUGUUAUCGCUACCUUGCCCCUUGGAGAGUACGGAAUAGCCUCAGCAGCAACUGUCGCCAGAGAUAUGAUGCACUCCUUUCCUAACGUCAGAAUUGGUCUGAUGGUCGGCAUCGGCGGCGGGGUUCCAAGCGAGAAUCAUGAUAUCCGUCUUGGUGACAUUGUAGUCAGCGCUCCAAAAGAUGGUAGUGGGGGGUUACUUCAGUACGACUUUGGCAAGAAUAUCCAAGAUCAGAUCUUCCUGACCACCGGGGUCUUGAACCAGCCGCCAGUUACUCUGCGGACGGCACUGGCUGGACUCCAGGCUCAGUAUGAGAGAAAAGGCCAUCAGAUUGAUGAGGCAGUCAAUAGUGUCCUUGAAAAGAAUAAGAGGCUACGACGACAGUAUAAGCGACCGGCUCAAAGCAGCGAUAGGUUGUAUCAAACAGGAGUCGUCCACCCAAGCGCCAAAGAAAGCUGUGUCACUGCUUGUGAUCCAUCCGGACUAAUAUCACGAUCAGAACGGGAUGAAGAUGAGGAAAGCCCAGCAAUUCACUACGGCCUAAUUGCUUCAGCAAAUCAGCUGAUGAAGAACGCCUUACUUCGUGAUAAGCUUGCAGUAGAGAAAGAUGUGCUAUGUUUUGAGAUGGAGGCGGCGGGACUGAUGAAUCACUUUCCUUGCUUGGUUAUUCGCGGGAUAUGCGACUACGCAGAUUCUCAUAAGAAUAAGGAGUGGCAGGGUUAUGCAGCAAUGGUUGCGGCUGCGUAUGCGAAGGAUCUUCUAUAUCAGAUUGCUCCAAACAGCGUUACGACAGAGAAAAGGAUCAGCGAUAUUCUUUCAGAUGUAAAAGAAGUGGUUAAUGGCGUAGAAAAAGAUGUUCAUAAACUUGUCAAUAAGCAAUACAGUCAUGAACAUAAAGCCGUUCUCGACUGGCUUACGCCUAUUGACUAUGCCUUACAGCAGAACGAUUUUAUCAGCAGGCGACAAGAAGGAACCGGACGUUGGUUCCUCAAGUCAGUAGAGUUCCAAGUAUGGCUAAAAACCAACAGGCAGACAUUAUUUUGUCCCGGCAUUCCUGGAGCUGGCAAAACCAUCAUCACGGCAAUAGUGAUCGAUCAUCUGUUAGCUAAUUUCCGAGAUGACCCGAAAAUCGGCAUUGCUUAUAUCUAUUGCAAUUUUCGGCAACAAGACGAGCAAACAGCCGAAAAGCUACUCACAAAUUUAUUGAAGCAGCUAGUCCAGACCCAGUCGUCUCUGCCAAAGGAUGUGAAAGAUCUCUACGACAAACAUGAGAAGAGCCGGACGCGGCCAUCGCAUUCCGAGAUCACGACAGCCCUCCAUUCUAUUGUCACUGCAAAUUCAAAAACUUUUAUUGUAAUCGAUGCGCUUGAUGAAUGCCAAGACUUGAGCCGGUUGAGAUUCCUCGAUGAAAUAUUCAGCCUUCAGGUCGGGACUGGAGCGAAUAUCUUUGCGACCUCCAGAAUUAAUGACAGCAUAAGGAGACGCUUCGAUGGGUGUGCAACUGUCGAGAUCUCUGCAACAGAUAGAGAUGUGCUAGCCUACCUAGACGGGAAGAUGUCACUCCGGCGUUCAGCCAUCAUCAAUGGUGACAUUCAAGACAGAAUUAGGACUGGAGUGCUUAAAGCCGCUGGUGGAAUGUUCCUCCUCGCAACUUUCCACAUCGAUACAAUCAUGAGCCAGCCCUCAAGAGGAGAAAUUAAAGAGGUACUCCAGAAACUAGGUAGCGGAGUGGAAGGAUUGCAUGAAAUAUACACACAGGCCAUGGAGAGAAUCGAAAGCCACACGCCUGCUAUUCGAUACCUCGCAAGACGGAUUCUAACUUGGAUUACUCACGCCAAAAGGCCGCUUUCCAUCAUUGAGAUCCAACAUGCGCUUGCGGUCAGGGAACAUAUGACAGCAUUUGACCCUGACUACCUAUCCGAUGCGAAGGAUCUAAAAUCAGUUUGCGCUGGACUAGUGACGAUCGAUGGAGAAAGUGGAAUUAUUCGGCUGGUUCACUACACUACUCAAGAAUUCUUCCAGCAGACGCAGGAAAGGUGGUUUCCGGAGGCGGAGUCUUAUAUCACGAGAGUAUGCAUUACGUACCUAUCAUUCGAUACUUUCGAAAGUGGAUUUUGCCACACGAACGAGGAGUAUGAAGAGCGUCUGCAAUCCAACUCGUUAUAUCAUUAUGCCGCACACAACUGGGGACAUCAUGCUAGGGAUGCUUCUACAAUAUAUCAGGAAGUCAUAGACUUUCUAGAGUCUGAGGAGAAGGUGAAGGCGUCGGGUCAGGCACUGAUGGAAAUGACGGGGCUACACCUGGCGGCGUACUUCGGGAUUGAGAAAGUAGUCGCUUACUUACUCCAAAAGGGCGAUGACCACCCAGACUCGACGGAUGAUAACGAGUCCGGUCGAACACCUCUAUCAUGGGCAGCAGCAGGAGGACAUACAGCUACUGUACAGCUACUGCUUGAUAAAGGUGCCAACUCGGAGACAAAGGAUAAUAAGUCUGGUCGAACACCUCUAUCAUGGGCAGCAGGAGAAGGACAUAUAGCCACUGUUCGGCUGCUGCUUGAUAAAGGUGCCGACUUGGAGCCAAAGGAUAACGAGUCUGGUCGAACACCGCUAUCAUGGGCAGCAUGGAAGGGAUAUACAGCGACUGUUCAGCUACUGCUUGAUAAAAGUGCUGACUUGGAGCCAAAGGAUAGUAAGUCUGGUCGAACACCGCUAUCAUGGGCAGCAUGGAAGGGACAUACAACUACUGUUCAGCUACUGCUUGAUAAAGGUGCCGACUUAGAGUCAAAAGAUGAGUUUGGUCAAACACCGCUAUUAAAUGCAGCGGAAAAUGGGCAUUCGGAUACUCUUCAGCUGCUGCUUGAUAAGGGUGCUGACCUAGAGUCGAAGGAUGAGUUUGGCCGAACGUCGCUAUCAUGGGCAGCAAAAUAUGGACAUACAGCUACUGUUCAGCUGCUUCUUGAU
Molecule: messenger RNA, 3225 nt
Organism: Trichoderma virens Gv29-8
Lineage: Eukaryota; Fungi; Ascomycota; Sordariomycetes; Hypocreales; Hypocreaceae
Exons: 5
Biological process (GO): nucleoside metabolic process
Molecular function (GO): catalytic activity; protein binding
Source: RefSeq, a predicted model, not a curated record